Molecule: messenger RNA, 2815 nt
Organism: Megalobrama amblycephala (Wuchang bream)
Lineage: Eukaryota; Metazoa; Chordata; Actinopteri; Cypriniformes; Xenocyprididae
Product: serine/threonine-protein kinase SIK2-like
Exons: 13
Coding region: 487-2565 (692 amino acids)
Biological process (GO): intracellular signal transduction; protein phosphorylation; microtubule cytoskeleton organization
Cellular component (GO): cytoplasm
Molecular function (GO): protein serine/threonine kinase activity; ATP binding; tau-protein kinase activity
Source: RefSeq, a predicted model, not a curated record
GGACGCUAUAGUGUUACACCCCGUUAAUCGAAGUAACUGUCUGGCAACUUGCAAUCCAGUGCACACGCAUGCUGUGUUAAGUUGCUGGGCAACAUGAAAUUUCGUAUCAGCUCUCUGACGCAAAAGUGACGUUAAUAAAGUAAGAAUGAGUUUGCAAUGGUAUGUUUGCAUGAGGCGGAGGCUGAACCGAUCUCACCGACCCGAACUCUGGAGGGAAUAUGCAUGGUCGAAACGUGUACCGGUUGUUGGAGAGAUGACAGCGCGAGACGACUACUCCAACUGACUAGGCUACUCGGGAGAUAAACAAGAAAAUUAUUCAAUUAUUGAUUUAAUCAAAAGGUUUACUGAUUUCAUUGAUUAUUUUUAGCAUACGAAGAUAACUUAAAAAUGGAUUAAGCUUGGAGCUCCAAGAGGUUUGGCAGUUCUCUAUGAUAGGCUACGCUUGAAUGACGCACAUUGUUCAGGUCAAAUUCCUCCUUUAUCACAAUGGUGAUUUUGUCGGAGGAAAAGGCAGCGAGGCAGUCCGGGAGACCACUGCAAGUGGGUUUCUACGAGAUCAUCAAGACAUUAGGCAAAGGAAACUUUGCUGUGGUAAAACUAGCUAGACACAAAGUCACCCAAACAGAGGUUGCCAUUAAAAUCAUUGAUAAAACUCGACUGGAUGAAUCUGAUUUAGAGAAGAUUAACCGGGAGGUUCAGAUUAUGAAGCUUUUGAAGCACCCAUACAUAAUCAAGCUUUACCAGGUUAUGGAGACCAAAGACAUGCUGUAUAUUGUGACAGAGUAUGCAAAAAAUGGAGAGAUGUUUGAUUAUCUUACCUCAAUUGGUCAUCUAAGUGAAGCAGAAGCUCGUAGUAAGUUCUGGCAACUCCUUGAUGCUGUAGAAUAUUGUCACAAGCAUCACAUUGUACACAGAGACCUGAAAGCAGAAAAUUUACUCCUGGACAGUAACAUGAAUAUAAAACUGGCAGACUUUGGUUUUGGGAACUUCUAUCUGCCUGGUAAAUCUUUGUCUACCUGGUGUGGGAGUCCUCCCUAUGCCGCCCCAGAAGUCUUUGAGGGGAAGGAAUAUGAGGGACCACCCUUGGAUAUCUGGAGUCUGGGAGUAUUGUUGUAUGUAUUGGUUUGUGGCACACUACCUUUUGAUGGCACCACUCUCCUUGCCUUAAGAAGAAGAGUCACUGAUGGACGCUUCAGAGUGCCCUUCUUCAUGUCACAGGACUGUGAAAGCCUUAUACGGAGGAUGUUGGCUGUUGACCCUGCCAAGAGAUUCAGUGUGGCUCAAAUCAAACAGCAUAGUUGGAUGCAGGCUGAUCCCUCUGCUAUCUGCCAUUCCUCUUUUCCCUUUUCCUGCCUUGAGACUCAUCUCCAACAAGGGACUUACAAUGAAGCAGUUCUGAGUAUUAUGCAGACAGUGGGCAUUGACAGGAAGAGAACAAUAGAGUCUCUUCAGAACAGUAGCUUCAACCACUUUUCUGCUAUCUACUGCCUGCUGUUAGAAAGAGUGAUGAAGCGUCAAGCACUGCAACAAAACAAACUGGGAACUGAGUGGCUGAAAGUACCGGGGCAGAAUCCUUCAGCAGUGUUGCCUCUGGAGGAUGAUCUUAGCACACUGGAGUACACAUGCUCAGCUUCUGCUACCUGCCAGCUAGAGACUACAGGAUAUCAAGAGUCACAGCCUGGGGAUCUAAAAAAGGAGGAGGAGGACAAUCAACCCACGAUCAAUCCUUCUGUGGGGUCCAGAAAGUCACAGAGACACACUCCCUCAGAUGCCUCACAGAACUUUUCCUGCUUACCAAGUAUAGUCAUAGAUCAUGUAGAUGGGGCCACCUCAAACUGCUGCCUCAGGUCCUCUUCCUCUGCUUCUACUAGUUCUUCUUUCACCGCCCUCUGCACCCCAUUAGAGAUGGGCACUGGCACCAAUGGCCGCAUGACUCAGGGAUUAUAUCCAUGUUCACAGAUAUUAGUAGGGAAUUCCAGCACUCACUCAUCCACCCUUGGGCACCAGAGUUGUCUGCCCUUACCCAGCUUUCAGGAGGGAAGGAGAUCUUCAGAUACCUCUCUUAUACAAGGUGUGAAGGCUUUCCCAACACAUUUGAGAAAGAAUGUCUGUAUUAAGGGCCAGAGUUGGAAUAAACUUGAGGGGCCUGUACGACACAUGUGGAUCCUAGAUGACAGUCCCCAAAGCGGUAGUACAUUGGCAAGCCCUCCAUGCUCUCGAGUGAAGCUCCACAAUGGUGUCCAGGAGAAUGUUUUAGAAAAUAAAAGGAUGGUUCCCUUUCCCUGGCAUCAGAGCCAGCAGCAGCUUCUCCCAGUGGCCUCUACUUCUUAUGUUCAACUGAAAAAAAAAACAGGCCUAGAUUCACAGAGAUUUUUCACUCCACCUCUUCCCCCACAGCAUCAGAGAAAUCCCAUCAGUCACUCUGCCUGCUCGCAGAACCCUCGGCAUUCUCAAUUUUCUCUCUCCUCUUCUUCCUCCAUUGUAGAACCAGCCGCAAAGCUUCUAGAGACUCGACUGCAGAUUAGUUCACAAUCUCAGUCUCUGCCUCAGGAUCACCCUCAGUGAAGUGACCCUGAUUUUAAUCAUUAAUAACGUAUAAUUUAGUAUUUGCCACAAUGGAGCAGUGCUUAAGAGCGACAGGACCUGACUAAUAAACUCUCUAGAUCUGGUUUAGCUAGAUGCGUGUUUGUAUAGAGGCGAAUAGUUUUAUUGAGACGUCAUAUUGCAUGAUCAUUUUAUCAUUUUUGUCAUGAUUGUAGUUGCAUAGUUAAUGUCCAGAAAGUGAUAUGUAUGUAUGUGUAUAUAUAUAUAUAUA